AUGAUUCGACCUUCAUUAUCAUCAUCAUCUGUUAUAGGCAUCCCAGGAGGCAGCGGAGGAGCUUCUCCCGCUGGACCAGGCAACCCAAACACGUUCUGCCCGAGCCCGAGAUGGGUUGGGAAGCGGUCUCCUGUGGCGUUUCAGAGGGAUCCGUGGGGGCAGCAAGGGGGGAGCCAGCAGGAGGGCAGGCAGCAGGGUGGAAGGGAGAAUGCACGGCGUCACUCGGUGAGUGAGAUUGACGGGUCGGUGUUUGAAGAGCUUGCGCUUGCUGCUCAGCAGCUGCAGCAGUUGAGGGAUCCCUGA
Messenger RNA from Closterium sp. Naga37s-1, 303 nucleotides. NCBI's taxonomy places the organism in Eukaryota, Viridiplantae, Streptophyta, Zygnematophyceae, Desmidiales, Closteriaceae. The record is from the annotation of a GenBank genome assembly.